AAUAAUGGCAACUCUUUCACCUUCCCAACUUCUCCAAGAGCUGCAGGCCUUGGCUUCCAACCCACCAGAGAUAGAAAUCACCUUGAGGACUAAACUUGCCGUUGCAGCAAGAAGUGCAUUCCUCUCGCUUGAAAAGCCAGAAGACGUUGUGGCACGAGUUUUGCUCUCACAGGUAAUCCUCUCACGCUCUCCGUGGUUCCUAGAUGAGAAUACCUUGUCUGUGCUAACCUAUUGACAGCAAGUGGAAGGUAUUACGGUCAGAAUUGCUAUUGACCUCAAGCUCUUUUCGAUCCUCAAAGAUGGAGAAAAAAGCUUUGAUCAGCUUGUAGAAGCAACCAAAGCCAGUCCGGUUCUUUUGGGUAGGUCUUGA
Hymenoscyphus albidus is the source of this 370-nucleotide messenger RNA. The record is from the annotation of a GenBank genome assembly. Lineage: Eukaryota; Fungi; Ascomycota; Leotiomycetes; Helotiales; Helotiaceae.